CAGACUCAGGUUACCAUGGCAACGCGGAGGGACAAGAGGCUGCUCGGGGCCAGUGUUCCAGCUGCUGACAUGAUGCCCCCACCCUCGGAGCAGGACCUGAACGCCCUGCUGGCUCGCAAGGAGGAGGAGUGGCGAGCGCUGCAGGCUCAGCGCUCCCAAAUGCAGGAGGCGGCCCUGCAGGACACGCAGCGCCGGCUGGAGGAGGCUCAGGGGAAGCUGCGGCGCCUGCGGGAGGACUUCAUCUACAACCUGCAGGUGCUGGAGGAGCGGGACCGGGAGCUGGAGCACUACGACGCUGCGUUCGCCCAGGCCCGAGGGCUGGAGGAGGCCAGGCAGGCCGAGGUGAGCGAGCUCAAGAUCGAGGUGGCCAAGCUGAAGCAGGCGCUGGCCAGCGAGGCCCGGCGGCUGGAGGACCUGCAGCAGCAGUACCAGCAGAGGCUGCAGGAACACCGCCUGGAGCUGGAGCGGGUCCACAGUGACAGGAACAGUGAGCUGGAUCAGCAGCGGGAGCAGUAUGGGAACCUGAAGUGGAAGCUGGAGAGGAGGCUCAAGGAGCUAGACGGCGAACUUGGCCUGCAGCGGCAGGAGCUGCUCCAGGAGUUUGAGUCUGAAAUGCAGAAGCGGGAGCACGAGUUCCGCCUGCGGGCUGACAGCAUGAGCAGUGUUGUCCUGGCGCAUGAACUCAAGAUUAAACUGCUAAACAAAGAGCUUGCAGCCCUGAGAGAGGCUGGGGCGAAGGCUGCGGAGGCCCUGCAGGGCGCUGAGGUGGCAAACGCGGAGCUGGAAGACAGGCUGCAGCGAAGAGACUGGGAGCUCCGAGACCUGGUGGCCGUGAAGGACGCCCGGAUAAAAGACUUAGAGGGUAAGCUUCACUCUGUGCAGCUCACCAGGAAGAAAGAAGAGGAGACAUUUCGGAGGAAGCAUGAGGAGCUGGACCAUCUGGCCAGGGAAAGGGACGCUGUGCUGAUGGCAGCAAAGAGCGCCCACGUGGAGCAGCUACAGGCCGCAGAGGCCAGGGCCCUGGAGCUGCAGGCGCGUUGCGAGAACCUCGAAGUACAGCUCCGCAGGGCCGAGUGGAAGCAGGUGGACGCUGCCAAGGAGAAGGACGCCGCCAUUGACAAACUUCAGGAAGAUGCAUCAGCUCUAAAGUCUAGCUGGGACGCCCAGAUUGCUCAGCUAUCCAAGGAGAUGAUCUCCAAAGACCUUCAGGUUCAGUCACUGCAGGAAGAGGAGAUGAAGCUGAAGGCACAGCUGACCAGAUGCCAGCAGGAUAUUGGAAGGUACAAACAGCAGCUGUCUCUAGCGGUAGAGAGGGAGCAGAGCCUGGAGCGUGACAAGGUGCAGCUAGAGCUGGACUGGCAGCGCCGCUGCGAAGGUGUCGAGCGGGAGCAGUACCAGCAGGCCGAGGACUUGAUUCAGGGCCUGACAGCGGCCAGAGAUCAGGUUGUUGCCAAGCUCCAGGAGACGGAGCGGCGGCUGUGUGACCGUGAGGUGGUGCUGAAGGCCGUGACCCGAGAGAGAGACCAGGCCCUGCAGGCUCUGCGGACACGUGAGCUACUCCCUGAGGAGGAGGCGCAGAGGCCUCUAAGGUAUCAAGGAGAAGAAAUCAAUAAAAGUUUUCCGUCUAGUGAGAUCCAGCAGCUAAAAGAGCAGAACACAAGUUUGCGAAAUGUUAUUGCACAAAUGAGGAAAGAAAUGGAAGCUCUAAGUGACCAGAUUCUUCCUUCUGCCCGGUUAGGAGGGGAGCCCUCACAAACAAACCAGCCUGACCCAAAGGCAGCAGCGGAUUCUGCGGUUCCUGGUUACGUUCUGGCCCUUGAAGCAGAAAUGCAAAAUCUAAAGCAUAAAUUUAAAACACUGGAGGAGCAACUAGAUGUGUUAGAACCUUCGAAGACAUCCUUGUCCCGUGCUUGCGCUCAACCCAGUGUCCCGGCCUCCACAGAUACCACCGGAGGAGCUGUGCCAGUCGAUAGAGCGUCCAUGGGACUGGCACUCAGAAGGCUUGGAGACAGAGUGCAUCUCCUGAGCUUCCUGGUGGCACGACUGAGACAGAAGGUGCUGCAGGAACCCCUGGACGUGGACACCAUCCAGCGAGAGCUUCCCCACGAGCUGGACCAGGUGCACCUGGAGGCUCUGCAGCUGCAGAAGCAGGUGGCCGAGCUGGAGAAGCAUCUCGGGUCAGCUAGGAAGGAAAGUGGGGGCGCUGCCGGCAGGCAGCAACCAAAGGCCUCAGAUACUGCAGCUGUUGGAGGAGAGGUUCCUGCAGACGGCGGACCCACAAGGACAGAGGACCAUGGGACGCAGCCCCUGCAGGUCCUGUCUGUGCCCCGACUCCAGAGGAAGCUCAAGGAGGCUGCCAGGAAGAUCCUGCGGCUGCGCCUGGAGAAGGAGCAGCUCCUGGAGCUGGGAAACCGGCUGCGAGCAGAGCUGGGGCACCUCACCGGGAAGCCGCCUCAUCACCCCUUCCGCACCCCUGAGGCGCAGGGCUCAGGUGAGGCUCCUGAUGUAUGCUUGGGACAGUGGCAACCCUGCCUCACAACUCAGGACCCUAGGAAAGCCAAGAAAGAACGUUUCUCCGAAUGCUCAGGAAAGAGCCAAGCCCGCCUGGCACAGACAGUCUGCAGAAAGGAUGCUCGGCCAGGCUGCACGGCAGGUCCAGGACUGAGACAGCACAGGAGCUCCACAGUGACUUGCAGAUCAGCUCCUCAGAAAGAAAAUCGGUCCCCAAAGCCACGCCUGGCUCAGGAAUUCCAGGAGGAAACUGGCCACCACACCCGGACGUCCUCGUCACUCGCCAGCAGUUCCCUCCAGGACACGUGGAAGUUGUUGGACCUGGGAUCCAGCCCUUCUGGCCUCACUUCCCAGGAUGACUCACCUCCAGAGCGCCCAGCACCGACAGCCUGUAGCCUCCGGCACCCCGAGGGGAGCCCCAUCACGACGUGGGCAGCCUUUGGUGUUGAAGGGAUGAAGAUGGAAGCCCAGACAAGGGGCAAGCUUGCUAGACACCCCAGGGCUCAUCCUCCAAAAUAUAAAGGCUGCCAGCGGCCCCCCAAGAUUCGGAACUACAACUCCAAGGACUGACCUCCUCGCUGCCCCACCCCACGCCGCCCUCUCCCCGUUCUGAUCCCCUCCUUUCUCCUCUCCCCACCCAGCGCCUUCCCUUUUCCCCUCCUGCUCCCUUCCAUCCAACCUGUCAGUCUUCUUCCCGGCCGCCUCCUCCUCGGUGCU
Messenger RNA from Budorcas taxicolor (takin), 3228 nucleotides. It is a transcript of the gene CCDC57, whose product is annotated as coiled-coil domain containing 57. The transcript is spliced from 19 exons. The record is from RefSeq and is a predicted model, not a curated record. Lineage: Eukaryota; Metazoa; Chordata; Mammalia; Artiodactyla; Bovidae. The coding region runs from base 16 to 3081 and encodes 1021 amino acids.